This is a messenger RNA of Iphiclides podalirius (scarce swallowtail), 864 nucleotides long. The record is from the annotation of a GenBank genome assembly. NCBI's taxonomy places the organism in Eukaryota, Metazoa, Arthropoda, Insecta, Lepidoptera, Papilionidae.
AUGACCUUAUCCCGCACAGAAGGGUACAUAGUGACGGGUCUGGAGCUGCUGGAGCUACGGGUCCCGGCACACGUGCCCUUAGGCACGCGCGCCUCCCUAUCCUGCCGUUGGAAGCUGGGCCCCACAGACGUCCUCUACUCAGUCAAGUGGUACAAAGACGGAAAGGAGUUCUUCCGUCACGUGCCGCGCGACGUCGAACCGCGCAGGAAAUUUCUCCUGCCUGGGGUGGAUGUCGAGCAAUCAAGCCCGAAUGGAUCCAACAUAACGCUGUUCCCAGCGGUAUUGGAGACAGGUGGACGGUACAGAUGCGAAGUGUCCGGCGAGAGGCCGCUUUUCCCGACCGUUUCUGACCACGCCGAUAUGAUAAUAGUGGCCCUGCCCGAUCACGGCCCGACGAUCACGGGGUCCAGACUGCGGUACCAGAUCGGGGACCGGGUGCAGGUGAACUGCACUUCGGGGCGGUCUCGCCCGGCCACGCGGCUCGCCUGGUAUAUCAACGGCGAGGCGGCCCCAGCGGCGACCGUACUCCCGCCCCUGACCUUCAAGGACGAGGACGGCCUCGAGACCACGAGCCUGGCGCUCGACUUCAAGGUCAAGCCCAAGCACUUCAGAAAGGGAGACCUCAAACUCAAAUGUCUCGCAACGAUAGCGACGGUGUAUUGGCGGAGCAACGAGGAGAGUGUCCAGGGCGAAAGGCUGAAGGGGUACUCAAGAUCGAGGGAUUUCAACGAGGGUGCGUCUAGAGCAGACCGCGUGCAAGCAGCUGGGUCGUCUACGCUACAAGAUCGUAACAAACACACCCUUCAUCUCAUAGCAACGUGUAUAGCAACACUGAAAAUUCUGAAGAGCAUUCUGAACGAGAAU